Messenger RNA from Drosophila mojavensis, 1228 nucleotides. RefSeq names its product cuticle protein 16.5. Bases 94 to 786 code for a protein of 230 amino acids. The transcript has 5 exons. Lineage: Eukaryota; Metazoa; Arthropoda; Insecta; Diptera; Drosophilidae. The record is from RefSeq and is a predicted model, not a curated record.
GCCUAACAGCCCGGUGCAGCAAAUCAGUUACAAAAACUACAUUCAACGUUUUUUUUUUUCACGUGAAGUAAACUUAAAAUCCACAUUCACAAAAUGGCAUUCAAGGUCAUCUUCUGCAUUGCCGCCAUGGCGAUUGCCUGCGCCCAGGCCAAGCCCGGCGGCCCAGCUGCCUACUCGAUUAACGCGCCCAGCGUGGACCACGCCUCCGUUGGCAAUACACAGGAGCAUACGGUGAAGGGACACUACGGCCAGUCAUCGCAGUCGGACUACACCAGCCAGGUGCAAACCGCCCAUUCGCAGUCGCAUGUGCAGCGCUCCAGCAUCAGCAAUGAUGGCGGUUUGGCGCCUGGCCUGGCCUACGGCGGACACUACGCAGCCGCCGCCGCACCCGCCAUCGCCUAUGGCGGCCACUACGCCUCCGCGCCCAUUGCAGCCUAUGGCGGCCAUUAUGCAGCCACGGCGCCCGCUCUCCAGCUCUCGGGCGGCUCCCACCUGAGCCUGGGCAGCCUGGGCUAUGGCUAUGGAUAUAGCGCAGCUGCUGCCGCACCGGCUCUCUCCCACGGCUACCAGCUGGCCGCCCCAGCCGCUGCUCCGAUUGUGAAGUACGCCGCCGCUCCAGCCUAUGCACCUGGCAUCAUUGGACACGGCAUUGGACUUGCUGCCGCACCCGCCUACGCAGCGCCCGCCUAUGCCACGCAUCUGGCCGCCCCAGUGCUCAAGGCCGCCGUCGCACCUGCCCUGGUGCACACCUCCGUCUCCGGCCAUGGCAUUCAGUACGGCUACUAGAGCAGCGAGAUGAGCCAACGUAACCAACCAUCCCCCCCGGCAUGGAGCAAAGGACUAAAAAUAAUAUUCGUGUCGAGCUAAAAAGCUUCUAAUGCAACUCAAAUUCACAGCUGCAGCAAGUGGCGACGUUGCCACAUUUCAGUGCACCUUUUCAUUUCGGAAUCUGUUCUUGUUGAUAUAUAUAUUUUUUUUUGUUUUUUUCUCCUCGCUCUCUGAAUUUUGCACACAUCUGUUAUUAUUUGAUAAGCAUUGGCCAGGCUCCAUGUCAACCAACGGAAAGUCUUUUUAUUGCAUGAAUAUUAAUUUUCGUCGUUUUCUCCGUAUAUUGUGCGUGUGUUUUUUUUUUUUUUAUCGCGGUUGAAUUUACGUUUUAUUUAAAGUUAUUUUGUACAGAAAAUGCAUGUGAAAUGUUGGAAAAAAAUAAAAAUCAUUUUAUACAUAA